Messenger RNA from Trematomus bernacchii (emerald rockcod), 3089 nucleotides. It is a transcript of the gene acsl1a, whose product is annotated as acyl-CoA synthetase long chain family member 1a. The transcript has 21 exons. Gene Ontology annotation, cellular component: membrane; endoplasmic reticulum. Lineage: Eukaryota; Metazoa; Chordata; Actinopteri; Perciformes; Nototheniidae. The coding region runs from base 123 to 2216 and encodes 697 amino acids. The record is from RefSeq and is a predicted model, not a curated record. Gene Ontology annotation, molecular function: arachidonate-CoA ligase activity. Gene Ontology annotation, biological process: very long-chain fatty acid metabolic process; long-chain fatty-acyl-CoA biosynthetic process; long-chain fatty acid metabolic process.
UUCUAAUAGCAACUGCUGCAGCUAAGGGCCUGUCAGAUAACUGCCUCUCUGCCCUCGGACACACAGUUUGUCUGUACGUUUCUUCAUAAUCACUCCGUGGGACUGCUCACUGCAGAACAGUCAUGCAGGCUCAGGAAGUCCUGAGACAGCUGCGCUUCCCAGAGCUGGAGGAUUUUCGGCAUUACAUGCGCGGCCUGCCCACCAACGCACUCAUGGGCAUGGGAGCCUUCGCCGCCUUCACCACCUACUGGCUGGCCACCCGGCCGAAAGCCCUCAAACCGCCCUGUGACCUCGGCAUGCAGUCAGUGGAAAUGCCAGGAGAUGAACGCGCACGCAGGUCGGUUCUGAACGACAGCGACGAGCACUUUGAAUAUUUCUACAGCGACGCACGCACCAUGUACGAGGUGUUCCAACGAGGGCUCCGGGUAUCAGAUAAUGGACCUUGUCUAGGAGCGAGGAAACCAAACCAGCCGUACGAGUGGCAGUCCUAUAAACAGGUGGUGGACCGAGCGGAGCACAUUGGCUCUGCGCUCCUUCACAGAGGACACUCCAACACCGGAGACAAGUUCAUUGGGAUCUUCUCCCAGAACAGGCCAGAGUGGACCAUUUCGGAGCUGGCCUGUUACACGUACUCCAUGGUGGCCGUCCCUUUGUACGACACACUCGGCACCGAGGCCAUCGGCUACAUUAUCGAAAAAGCUGACAUCUCCACGGUGAUUUGCGAUGUACCUGAAAAGGCUGGGAUGAUCAUGGACUGCGUCAAAGGGAAUGGGCGGACGGUGAAGACCAUCGUGCUCAUCGAGCCGUUUGACAGCGAGCUGGUGACGCGUGGACAGGACUGCGGCAUCGAGGUUCUGAGUUUAAGGGAGUUUGAGGCCCUGGGUAAAGCAAACCUCCAGAAACCAAUGCCCCCCAAUCCAGAGGACCUCGCUCUGAUCUGCUUUACAUCUGGAACCACAGGGAACCCAAAAGGUGCAAUGCUUACUCAUGGAAAUGUAAUCUCCAACACUGCAGCUUUCAUUAGAAUAACGGAGACCAUUCUGAAGCCCAGCACUGAAGAUUGUCUUAUCUCCUUCCUCCCUUUGGCCCACAUGUUUGAGAGGGUGGUGGAGGGUGUCGUCCUCAUCCAUGGGGCUAGAAUCGGCUAUUUCCAGGGGGACAUUCGACUUUUGAUGGAUGAUUUGAAAGCGCUGCAGCCAACAGUGUUUCCUGUAGUCCCACGACUCCUCAACCGCAUGUUUGAUAAGAUAUUUAGUCAAGCCAACACGCCGCUAAAGAGAUGGCUGCUCGAUUUCGCUUUCAGCCGGAAGGCGGCAGAGAUGAAAACUGGUGUGGUCAGAAGGGACAGCAUCUGGGACAAGAUCAUCUUCAAAAAAGUGCAGGAGAGUCUGGGCGGUCGCGUCAGACUGAUCAUCACAGGAGCGGCUCCGGUGGCUCCGACCAUCCUCACCUUCCUACGAGCCGCUCUGGGCUGUCAGUUUUAUGAGGGCUACGGUCAGACUGAGUGCACCGCUGGCUGCUCCAUGUCCAUGCCCGGGGAUUGGACCGCAGGUCACGUCGGGCCUCCUCUGCCCUGCAACGCUAUCAAACUGGUGGAUGUGGCAGAAAUGAACUACAUGGCAGCCAAUGGAGAGGGAGAGAUAUGUGUCAAAGGACCAAAUGUUUUCCUGGGAUACCUGAAAGAUGCAGAGAGAACUGCAGAGGCCAUCGACGAGGACGGGUGGCUGCACACGGGAGACAUCGGGAAGUGGCUUCCUAACGGCUGUCUUAAAAUCACUGACAGAAAGAAGCACAUUUUCAAGCUGGCACAAGGAGAGUACAUCGCCCCCGAGAAAAUAGAAACGGUGUAUAAUCUCAGUGAUCCAGUGGCCCAGAUAUUUGUUUACGGCGAAAGCUUACAGGCAUGUCUGGUGGGGAUAGUGGUUCCUGAUCCAGACUUUUUACCUAUUUGGAUGAAGAAAAAGGGGAUCGAAGGCUCCUACUCUGAACUGUGCAGUAACAAGGAUGUGAAGAGCGCCAUUCUGGAGGACAUCCUGAGACUGGGCAAAGAGGCGGGACUCAAGUCCUUCGAGCAGGUGAAAGACAUUGCGUUACACACCGAGCUGUUUUCUAUCCAGAACGGCCUGCUGACCCCCACCCUAAAGGCCAAGAGGACUGAGAUUCGUAACCGCUUCAAAGAGAACAUUGAUGAACUUUAUGCCAAAAUUAAUAUGUAAACUGGGAUCGAGGAGUAGAGAAGGUGACCGUUCAGAGCACACCGCCAGAACCAAAUAGUUAAUGGAGGGGAAGUAUGUAUUGUUCCUGUACCGCUAACGGUCCCUGCUGUCACCGACUACACCGCCACCAUGUUACUGGAAUCAUUGAUCUAAGGGUUGAGGUUAAAAACACACAAAGGGGAAAUCUGACUUGCUCAUGCCUUAAACUGCGUUCGACCUCUCCACCGUCAGAAGGUAAAAACAUUUCUGCCAAUUUUGUAUUCUUGGGAGGCAGAAAGAAAUCCUAUUAACACGCUUUUACAUCUGUGACUAAUAUUGAGGUCUAUCUAUUUAAGUCGGUAUUUAAUGUAAUCAUUCAACUGUAAAUAUUGUAUCCGCUAAAAAGUCUAUUUGUAUGCAGAGUAUUUUGCCUGAUACUCUGCGGUUUAAAUUUCCUUCAUUCCCGUGUGUCUCCGUGCUGAAGGACUGAUGAACCCCUUCCUGUGCACAACUUAGAAAUUAGAAUUUUGGGAAGCUUUACAGACUUUUUGUGCCUUUUUGUGUUUUUUUGUUUAACACUGCACAGGAAAUAGGGAAUGUUACUAUUCUGAACAUGAUGUUGCUCUUAUUUCACAUUUGGUUGCCACAGGUCGCAGGAUAAAGCUGCACUUCGUCAGUUGUAUAAUACACUUGAGGUUUCUGGGUAAAUAUUUGAAACAACAAAGAUUGAAUGGAUCACUUUUCAUUUGAAGAAGCACGUUUUUAAAGAGAUUUAAUGUUCUUGUCAACAUUUCACGUUAACUUUUUUGUGUAAAACGGAGCAUGAAUUCAGAUGUUAAGUCUCAGUUCUCACACACAUUAAACACGUCGAGGCCACCUUGACAUUUCAAGCCA